AUGACUCUGCACAGAAAUGAAGACAAUGCCACCGGAUGGUUGAUACUUUCAGCAAUUAUCAUCAUCACAUCAUUACCUCCCCUUGUGGGAGGCACCACAACACUGACCGUGUCCUUCUCUUUCAUUACCUUGCGUUAUUUUUUCCGCGAAAAGGUCCGCCGAUUCACGCAGAAGCAAGAAAAAUGGCGUGCAUUGGAGGCUGUCAUUGCUGCGAAAGGGUUGCCUCUUAUCAUUCUGAUCCGUCUGGCGCCGUUGCCUUGGACAUACUCUAAUGCCCUGUUGCACUUCUGGCAAUUCAUGGAUUUUCACUCCCAAGUUGUAUUUAUUAUCGUUUUUAUUGGAUCAAGGAUUGCCAAGUUCUCUGAUGGCCAGCAGCGAGGUGAAAUGGAUACAGCAAGCAAAUGGCUUAAUGCACUAUCAAUUGCGCUGGGUGGUUCAAUAGGGAUUGGCGCAACCUGUGUGUUUAUUGGAUCAAGGGUUGCCAAGUUCUCUGAUGGCCAGCAGCGAGGUGAAAUGGAUACAGCAAGCAAAUGGCUUAAUGCACUAUCAAUUGCGCUGGGUGCUUCAAUAGGGAUUGGCGCAACCUGGCUAGUGUGGCGUCUCACUGAUGCCGAGAUCAGGAAUAUGAAAGAGCUGCCCCAGGAUAUUGAUGAUAUGGCUGCUGAUGCCUUACAUGACGUGGAGGCUGGUGCGCCGUUGCUGGGAGACUAUUCAGAAGACGACUUGAAUGGAGACGGUGCGUUAAGGCUCAAUGAUAGCUCAGACAGCCUUUCAGCAAGGUAG
Molecule: messenger RNA, 783 nt
Organism: Rhizoctonia solani
Lineage: Eukaryota; Fungi; Basidiomycota; Agaricomycetes; Cantharellales; Ceratobasidiaceae
Product: Golgi apparatus membrane protein TVP38
Exons: 7
Coding region: 1-783 (260 amino acids)
Biological process (GO): mitotic spindle elongation; vesicle-mediated transport
Cellular component (GO): Golgi membrane
Source: RefSeq, a predicted model, not a curated record